Messenger RNA from Sphaeroforma arctica JP610, 153 nucleotides. RefSeq lists its product as hypothetical. The transcript has a single exon. The record is from RefSeq and is a predicted model, not a curated record. The annotation marks the transcript as partial. Lineage: Eukaryota; Ichthyosporea; Ichthyophonida.
AUGCUAGGGUAUAUGGUUGACAGAUGUACUGAGUACGCAUGUGCACAACACCUUCCGAAGCUGUUGGACCGCACACAACGUAUUCCCGUCAUGGAGACAGAGAAACACAAUACAGACAACACGAUGAUGUCAGAUAUCAGAGCGCUGAAUAAG